This is a messenger RNA of Nilaparvata lugens (brown planthopper), 3093 nucleotides long. RefSeq names its product autophagy protein 5 (gene Atg5). Gene Ontology annotation, cellular component: Atg12-Atg5-Atg16 complex; cytoplasm; phagophore assembly site membrane. The record is from RefSeq and is a predicted model, not a curated record. The coding region runs from base 263 to 1081 and encodes 272 amino acids. The transcript has 6 exons. Gene Ontology annotation, biological process: C-terminal protein lipidation; nucleophagy; autophagy of mitochondrion. Lineage: Eukaryota; Metazoa; Arthropoda; Insecta; Hemiptera; Delphacidae.
UGAUUCUGAUUUUGUGAAGCAGACGAGCAUGCAUGUAAAUCAGCUGUCGUUAAUUAUUCUAUUUUAAUUGAUUGAAAAUUGGUAAUUUUCUAGAAGUUUUAUUUUGAAUACGAUGUGUUUAGCUAUUAUAACCUGUAGAAAAAAUGAAAACGUAAAAUUUACUUGUUUAUAGUUAUUUCUAACCCAAAAAUGUACACUGAGUUUGGAGAGCUUGUUGAAAACUAACCUUUUAGGUGCCAAUCUUUGAUAUUAUUUUUAAAAAAUGGCUAAUGACAGGGAAGUUUUACGUGAAAUUUGGGAGGGAAAGCUUCCUGUUUCCUUCCAAUUAAAUUCUGAAGAAGUAAUUGAUCUACAAUCACCUGAACCGUACUACCUGAUGGUGCCUCGUUUGAGUUAUUUUCCUAUAGUUACUGAUAAGGUUAGAAAGCAUUUUUCUCGCUAUAUUCAUCAAGAUAAGCAAGACUCGGAAAUGUGGCUGGAUUAUAAUGGCUUAGCAUUAAAAUGGCAUUAUCCUAUAGGUCUACUGUACGAUUUGAACAAGGCUGACAUUGAACUACCAUGGGCAGUCACUGUACAUUUCGAGAAGUUCCCUGAGUCAGAGAUACUACAUUGUCCCAAUAGGGAAGUGGUUGAGACGUACUUCAUGUCCUGUUUGAAAGAAGCAGAUGUGCUGAAGCACAGGAGCCUCGUAGUUUCUAGUAUGCAGCGCAAGGAUCAUAAUCAACUUUGGCUUGGACUGCAAAACGAUAAAUUUGACCAGUUCUGGGCGGUAAACCGUAAGUUGAUGGAGAUGGGUCCGAGUAGCGAAGAGUCUUUCAAAUACAUUCCAUUUAGGUGUUAUCAUGGCGAGAGGCCAGUUCGACAGAAGCUUGUGAAACCUGUUACUGAGGAUGGCAAGCGGAAAACACUUCAAAACUUUCUCGAAGAAGUUUAUCCAACGGAACACGAAAAAGUGAAAGUAGUAAUCCACGGCGUAGAACCUCCGAGAGAGACACCCCUGCAGUGGAUGAGCGAACACCUCAGUUAUCCCGACAAUUUUUUACAUUUGUGCAUUUUUAUCGACGAAGCCACUGCGACGUGAUACGCUUGACUCAUUUUGUAACAAAAAUGGACAGAAAUGCCAAGAUGUUGUGAAGCACACAAAAUUGGUUAUAUUACCACAAUAAUAUUUUGAAUUAUUGAUCGUCUGUGUGAAAUUGACUGGGUGCAUCAUUGCAUUUUAUAUUACUCAAACCGCUUUGAUCUCACCUAUCAUUCAACUGUACAUCACUCGAUUAGCAUUUCAUUGUAUGUUUUUAUUCUAAAUGAUAAUAGUGACCGUUUUUUAUUAUAAAUUAUAUUAUUAGUCAAAGAAUAUCUAUUGAACCGAGAGUAAACUAUAGUGUAUUUCAUGGCUGAAUACCUCUGGUUAACAUGUAAUUACCAGCAAGCCAGAGGUAUUCACCCAUGAAAGCUACUCAAGUUAAAUUUAUCUAGCUUUUAUAUAAUUUUAAUUACAGUUAAAACUGAGAUCCUUUUAAGAGUGUAACUCAAAAUUACCUAUGGCUCAUGUAAUAUUAAAUAACUCGAAAAAUGAAACUAUGUUCACUUCAAGUUUAUUGGCUCAUUUGCUAUAAGUUUUAUAUAUAAUAAAAUAAAUAGAAAAUAUAGAAAUAAAUCACUUUCUAUAUAAGCUUGUGGUUUAUUUGGUUUCGCGUCAACCCAUUAUUACCUCAGAGUGUGCUAGUCUUACAAAAUAUAAUCAGCCGUAUAAUAAUAAUUUUUAUUACAAGAUAAAUUGUAAUUGAAUUGAAUACAAAAUGACGAAAUCUUGUUGAAAUACAGGGCAUUGAAUAAGGGUUUUUAUACGAGUAUGUUUCUAAAGUCGUGGUGAAUAACUUUCAUAGAGCUGGAAUAUGAAGAGGAAUCUCUCGAUUCUCAACUGUAGAAACCUUUACCGAUGUUCACUGUUAAAAUAUUAACGAGGUUUCUGGAAAGGUCAAGUAGUUUGUUGAAUCCUUAGGGAACGCACAAUCAUGAAUCAUACAUUCAGUUUUAUUUAUAUUUGAAGAGGUUUCUAAUCUUUCAGAUCAUAAUAUCUUGGAUGAAAGUGAUAUUGAUUAUUAUAACUCAAUUUCUGAUCAUUGUUUGCCCUGAAUGUUGUUCAUAGAAAAUUGGGAGAUUAAAUUCCGAUUAGAAACAAUCUGAUAGUCAAUGUAGAGAAAUAACUCUAUUUUUAUCAACAGUUAAACUUUGAAAUCAGUACAAUAAACAUUUCUUUUUAAACUAAAUUUAUAUUGGUUUUAUGCUAUUGUUUUGAUUGACAGCCAUCACAAUUUUUUUAAACUUUAUGUAUUACUUUAAGAAAAACAAACAAAAUAAAUGGACAAACUUUAUCCAACUUUAUCUUAAUAGACAAACUUUAUCUAUUUCUUUCAAACGUUAUGUUAAUAAAAGGUAAAACUUUGUAAACAUAAACUAUGUACAACUCAAUUUUUGAGUCAUGGCUUGUUUUGUUGAUAAAUAAUUGCAUUUUUAGUGAAGCAUUCUGCUGUGUAUAAUAAAGGACGAAUAUAAUAAUUUUAUUCUAUUAACAUUUAUUCCUCUAUCUGCAAUAAACAACUCCACUAACUGAUAGUCUUAUUUAAACACUGUAUUAAUGAUUUAUACAUAAUGUAUAAGUUAGCUAGUGAAGAAUAAAUACUAUGAAGAAUGUAUCAUUUUUUGACUCUGGUAUUAUUAAUAUUGUAUCGAAGGUUCAUCAACGUAUUUUUUAUGGAUAAUUGAGCUGAUAUUUCUCUAGAAUUUCAAAUUACAUAUAUUAUGAAGAAAAAAUUCUACUGUUUAUGAUAUAAAACUCAUAUUAUUAAUGUCAUAGCUUAUACAAAGAAAUAUAUAAUGUUCAUGAAUCAUAUGCUGAUAAUAAAACAUAAUGGCAGCUGUGCCUGUUGUAUUUUGAUAAAAUUUGUAUUUGAACGCUUCUUUGAGGUAAAAUAAUUGGAUAUUAUAUGGACUAGAAUACUCAGAAGUUAAGAAAACUUUUCGAAAUCUAGCUAAUCAUUAAUAGGGUAUCAUUUUGGCGAUGUAUUUUUUUAUUAAAAUCUUUUCGAAUUA